Messenger RNA from Thamnophis sirtalis, 1604 nucleotides. The record is from RefSeq and is a predicted model, not a curated record. NCBI's taxonomy places the organism in Eukaryota, Metazoa, Chordata, Lepidosauria, Squamata, Natricidae.
UGGUUGACCUCCUAUACUGGCGAGACGUUAAGAAGACUGGUGUGGUGUUUGGAGCCAGCUUGUUCCUGCUUCUUUCUUUAACAGUGUUCAGUAUCGUGAGUGUGAUAGCUUAUAUUGGCUUGGCCCUCCUGUCAGUGACCAUCAGUUUUAGAAUAUACAAAGGAGUUAUCCAAGCAGUCCAGAAAUCAGAUGAAGGCCACCCAUUUAGUGCUUACUUGAAUAGAGAUGUCGCUGUGUCUGAGGAGAUUGUUCAAAAAUACAGCCAUGUUGUGCUUGGUCAUCUCAACAACACAAUUAAGGAACUCAGGCGCCUCUUCCUAGUGGAUGAUUUGGUGGAUUCUCUAAAGUUUGCAGUAUUGAUGUGGGUGUUUACCUAUGUUGGUGCCUUGUUCAAUGGUUUGACAUUGCUGAUACUAGCGCUGAUAUCACUUUUCAGUAUUCCUGUUAUUUAUGAGAAACACCAGACUCAAAUUGACCAUUAUGUGGAACUUGUAAACAAGAAUGUGAAAGAUGGCAUGGCAAAGGUUCAAGCUAAAAUUCCUGGAUUGAAGCGUAAAACUGAAUGAAAUCAAGAAGCAACUUUUAUUAAAAUAAAUCAUCUUUUAAGUGGGGAUGGGAGGCAUAUUCAUUUGGAUUAUAUGGGGAGGGUCAGGGAAUAGCAAGCCUUGACUUUGCAGUGCAAUUUCACAGAUCUUUAUUUUUUAGGAACAGUGUUUCAGAGGGAGGAAAAUAAUCUGUUCUUGACUGCUGUGUGUAUGUCCAUCCUAAGUAUUGUAAGCUGCUACAUAUGGAUUUAAACCUAAUCCUCUUUGCUUCUCCCAUAUGCAGCACAGGUUAACCUAACCAUUUGGAGAGCUGUACAUUUUAUGCUUUGGCCAAGAUAGUCUUGUCGUGUUUCAAGAAGGGUUAGUGUAUGGAAAACAUUUCCUUUAGCACUGUCUCUGGUUUGUGUUGAUUGAUUGCAGAUUUUCUAAAAUGAAAUGUUUAGAAUGUGCCAUUAAAGCAAGCUUGAAGAGUCUUGCCUUGUUGGUAUCAAGUUUAGCUGUACUGUGCUUUUAAUUCUACUAUUUUAUCAAUUGCCAAUAUAAAAUUAAAUAUAUAGUGUGUUACAGCUGCUUAGGAUGUCCAGCUCCUCCAUAGUGAUUGAAAUACUAGAUAAAUGAACUGAGGUUUUUUUUUUUGAGCUCCUUAAUAUAUUAGCUUAAAUUUUCAGAAAAAAACUAGUACCUAUUAAAUAAACAAAACCAACUCUGCACAUUACAGUUUCUGCCAUAUCCUUUGCUGCACAAACUCCUAUAGUCUAUUUUAAGUAAACAAGUUUACAGUUCUCAAAACUAUGAAUCUGUGGAAUGAAUUUCUGAUGAUGUGAUCCUCAGAUCCUUGCAGGCAGAACAAGGAGCCCCCGGCAUGCUUGUUUUCCAUUGUGCUUGGAAUCCUCAGCAUCUGUGCAUGGGUCAGUGGAUUUUACCCCAAUGCUGCAAAUGCCAUUUGGACAUUUCAAAUACAUGUGGGGUUUAAGCUGUAUUGAACUACGUCUGUGGGAUGCAUUGUGAAAUGUAAAAAGAAAACAAUUUUGAAUUAUCAAUAAAGUGUAUGGACUCAUA